Oryza brachyantha (malo sina) is the source of this 1284-nucleotide messenger RNA. RefSeq names its product 1-acyl-sn-glycerol-3-phosphate acyltransferase-like. Gene Ontology annotation, biological process: phosphatidic acid biosynthetic process. NCBI's taxonomy places the organism in Eukaryota, Viridiplantae, Streptophyta, Magnoliopsida, Poales, Poaceae. The transcript has 5 exons. The record is from RefSeq and is a predicted model, not a curated record. Gene Ontology annotation, molecular function: 1-acylglycerol-3-phosphate O-acyltransferase activity. Gene Ontology annotation, cellular component: endoplasmic reticulum; membrane. Bases 90 to 959 code for a protein of 289 amino acids.
CAAGGCCCUUCGCGUCACUGCUGCUUCGGCGUUCGUGUACGCGCCCGCGCGCGAGGCCGGCCUGCAGGAAGCCAGUGCGCAUAUAUAACAUGGACACCGUGGCGGCGGCGACCUCGGGACGGCGGUGGCUGCCGUGGGCGCGGCGGCAGGCGGCGGCGUACCUGGCGGCGGCCGGGGGAGGCGACGACGGGUGGGCGGCGUGCGCGGCGUCGGCCGUGCGGAUCGUGGUGUGCUUCGUGUCCAUGAUGGUGACGACGGCGGCGUGGGCGGUGGUGAUGCUGCUGCUCCUGCCGUGGCCGUGCGCCCGCAUCCGGCAGGGCAACCUCUACGGCCAUGUCACCGGCCGCAUGCUGAUGUGGAUUCUGGGGAAUCCAAUCAAGCUGGAAGGUUUGGAGAACCUGAAAACGAGGGGAAUAUUCAUCUGCAACCACGCGUCGCCGCUCGACAUCUUCCUCGUCAUGUGGCUGGCUCCGACUGGCACUGUCGGAAUCGCCAAAAAGGAGAUCAUCUGGUACCCACUGUUCGGGCAGCUGUACGUGCUGGCCAAUCACCUCCGCAUCGACCGCUCUAACCCAGCCGCUGCCAUCGAGUCAAUGAAAGAGGUUGCUCGUGCAGUUAACAAGAACAACCUGUCACUGAUCCUCUUCCCAGAGGGCACACGGUCCAAAACCGGAAGGCUACUCCCCUUCAAGAAGGGGUUCGUGCACACGGCGCUGCAGACGAGGUUGCCUGUCGUGCCGAUGGUGGUGACCGGCACGCACCUGGCGUGGAGGAAGAACAGCCUGAGGGUCAGGCCGGCGCCGCUCACCGUGAAGGUGCUGCCGCCGAUCAGGACGGACCGGUGGGAGGAGGAGAGGAUCGACGAGUACGUGGAGAUGGUGCACUCGCUGUACGCCGACAGCCUCCCGGACUCGCAGAAGCCGCUCGAGCCUGUGGCCACCGGGAAGAAGUCGAGCUAGGCUGGCUCGCAGUUCAUCUCACCGCACACGGUGACGACGGCCGUUGUUUCGGUGCACUCGCGCCUUGUGCUGAUUCUUGUGUAGAUUCGCGCGAGGGUGACGUACAUUGUUGAUCUGGGGAUGUGGAGAUGCAACAGAAGGUGAAAGGCGAUCGAUUUUCUGAGGACAUUGAUAAGCACCGAGUUCGUUGUUCUAUCUGGUGCCAACGCCGUCUUCAGCGGAAUAAUUAACUUUUUGCCACUCUUACAAAUAACACUAACAUAUUUGCCACUGGACCUAUGUGUCAUAGACACAUAAGGAUUUACAUGUUAUAGACAGCGGGUGG